GCAAAAGAAGAGUUACAUAAUGUUUUAGCAAUCGGGUGUGAAAUGGAGUUCCAGGGUUGGCCAAGUGUAUAGGCUACGUGACAACCUGUGUUUGCGGUACUAAUUACGUGUAAUCUAUUUAACUGAGGUACGUUUGUGUAUUGGUGUUGACGUUAUGUACGUCUGGUUCUUUAUGUAGCAAAUCAACUGAAGUGGUAGGAUUGAUUGCUUGUAACACCGCGCGUAUCCGGUCUACCGGGUAUUUUGAAAUACUGUUCUAAGUCAUUCAGGGGAGACAAUAUUAGUGCAAAGGUCAGGUACCUGCAGUUGCAAUUAGUUUCGUUGUGUCAACCGAAACCAGUAAAUCCCUUUGGUGAUAAGUGAUUUGUAAACAAGACAUAUGCCAACUUCAGAAGAGAUAGCAUCAGUGAUGGAUGUGUAUCCAAAGCUCCAGUACUUCGAGGAGCUGUCCCAUGGACUGACGGAGUCACUCUGUAACUCACUGUUUGCAGAUGUCCAGAUCGAGGUGGAAGGAGAGAUCUUCAAUUGUCACCGUGUCAUCCUGGCCUCAAUGUCUCACUACUUCAAAACCAUGUUCACUUCAAAGUUUAAGGAGAGUGAUUUACCAAAAGUUCAUCUGAAGGACUUGGACAAGGACAUUUUUAGAAUGGCCUUAGAGUACAUGUAUACAGGGCAAAGCUCCGUGAAGGAUAGCAAUGUCUACCAUCUGCUUUCCUGCUCAGCAAUGCUACAAAUCAAGGGUCUCCAGUCUAUUUGUAGCACAUUUCUUGAGACGAGUUUGAAUCACAAUAACUGUAUUGGAAUCUGGAAAAUGUCUACUGGGCAUGGUCUUCCUAAACUGCUAGAAGAAAGCUGGAAAGCCAUCCAGCAGAAUUUUCCAGAAGUUUCCAAAUGUGAAGAAUUCUUACAUCUGUCUCAAGAUGAACUGAUUCAGAUCAUAGAAUGCAAGGAUUUGUUUACAGUCAAAGAAGAGGAUGUCUGUGAUGCUGUUCUGAGGUGGGUGAGUGGAGACAAAGCCAGAAAAAAGGGUCUUAAGACAGUUUUCCAGGCACUGCAUCUGAAGCAGAUGUCCCUGGAUUAUCUGUGCAACAUCAAAGACUGUGAAGAGAUUGAGGAAUGCUCAGGUUGCCGCAGUCUUGUUCUAAAGGCCAUCGAUGAAAUAAACUCAUCUUUCCCCAACGAAUACUCCUGUCCAGAAUCUGAGUAUAGACACGAAGAGGUAGUCUGCAUGGUGGGAACAAGGAGUAGAGAACCAAAUCCUCAGAAGAUUGAAGUCUUAUGUUACAGCUUCAGACACGAUAAAAAGUUCAAGUUUUCUACGCUUCCCAUGGAACCAGGCCCAUGUUUUGCCGUCUGCAUACUAGACAGAGAUAUCUACAUUUCAGGAGGUUACAACCAACAGAAUCUGAUGCUUCACUUCAACACAGAACACAAUACAUGGACGGAGUGCAAGCCCAUGGUGACCGAGAGGUGGUCCCAUUCCAUGGUUGCUGUUGGUAGAUGCCUGUACUUGGUGGGAGGAACCUCCAGAUCUAAUGAAACCCUUUCCAGCAUUGAAAAGUUUGACCCAGAGACAGCAACCUAUGAAGAAGUAGGUCAUCUCGAGGUCCCUGUGUCCUCCAUGACUGCUGCUGUCUUUGGGACACGAAUCAUCACCUUUGGUGGAAAGUUGAAAGAUCGAACGUCAGCAUCAGUGAUUCAGUACUUUGAUGUUGCCAACAGAACCAAGGGUUUGCUUGGUAACUUGCCAGACUCGUGUGCUGGCAGCAUGGGUAGGGCUGUGCACUUCGAGGACAAAUUGAUUCUCGUUUUCCGGGAGGGACAGAUUGUUGAGUAUUCUGAAGAUAGAGGGGCUUCCGUUGUCUGCACAAUUCGAAAAUUCGAUCACUUUGGUGCUGUGAUGCACAAUGGAGAAAUCCUGAUCCUUGGAAAUAGCAGUGGAUCUUUCUAUGCCACUUUCUUUAAUCCUUUCCUUGGAAAAGCUCGAGACAUUCCAGCACCAUUCAAGGCACCAAUGUGCAACUUCUACUGCCUGAAAACCAUUGUCAGCAAAAAAUAUCUCAAAUAGGAAACUCCAGCUUUGCACAAAUCCAUAUUGAAACAAAUACACUAACAAUUCCAGUAUUCACAUGAAUUUUUCCAGAGAUUGGCAACUGUUCCUUAUGUAAAAUAAGUAUGAUGUUGUGAAGAUGCAAUGAAGAGGGCUAGACCUCGAGUGGUUUUGUAGCAGACAAUUUGUAAAAAGGGUCACAAUAUUUACUUUAAACAUAGUUUUCUCUGUUAUUGAAAUUCAAAUCGGACAAUAUCCCUCCAUUAUGUCAUGUAACAUAUAGGACUACAUGCAUGUGAUAAUUAAGCAUUAAGUAUGUUCAAAUCUACACUUACUUUACUAUUGCAGAUAUAAACAGAUGGAAAGCAUGUUUCUGUCUCUGAUGUCACAGUAUUGCUUCAUUUUCUACAGUAUUCAUCUUUUAGAUCUCAAAAAUGAGAUGAAAAACAUUGAUUUUGCCCUUAUGUGGAUUUGAAUUGUGUAGAGUGUGUCAGUUCAUGGUGUCCUGAAGUCCUCAAAAUUUACUGAUACAAUUGUGUUCGAAGUUAACAUGUGACAUAAGAUUUUGUAAAAUAUGCAAUUAGAUUAUGUGCAUGUAAUAGAAAUAUAUCUAUUGUAGAAAAUUCAUUCACUGGGUACAUUCUUUUUUUUAAAAAUGAUACUCAAAAAUUUAAUAUUUUCUCUAAAUAGCCAAUUUUGUAUACUUUGAAAAUGUUUUCAUGGGCAGUAACUCCCAAGUUGUUGUUUUCUCUAUUGUAGGACUCCUGAAAUACAAAGGAUUUAUAUAUUACUCUAAAGUAGCAUUUUUUUAAAAACUCUUGAUAUUGAAAUUUUGUCAUUGUAACUAAUUUUUAUGCAUUUUAUAUUAUGCUGUUUAAUGAAAAUGUGCACUUUCAUAUACUUAUAUCUUAUAUGUAUAUCCGAUCUUGUCUUUAAAAAGGUGGUAACAUAUAUAUUUUCUUUGAUUAUUAAUUAAAUUAAAGUAUGAUUUCGAAAUUAAUUAAUACAGAUUUUCUAGUUUAAACCCAUUAUAAUGCAACAUCACAUGAGGGUGAAGCUUAAUUAUCUUAAGGUUCUAGAACUUUUGACAAUCACUGCAAGAGAUCAGCCAUCUUAUGUUUAAAAAAUUAAUCUUUUUUAAGGUGUGACUGCAUUAAAUUUCUGUUAUGUGGGCUUUUAUCUAUAUUCUUUGUACAAGUCGAUCAAUGAUGUACUUAACAUCCUGUUUCAUCUUCGCAAGCUGAGGGUUUUUGGUCCAAUUUGCUCCCCACAAGUAUUGUUGAGAGCAUAAGCAGAUCAAAAAACUGAGUAAGUGAUCUGUUUACGUUAAUCUUCUAUUAAUUAUUUUACUAACAUGUAGUCAAUUAAACAUACCCUGGUAUUGUAACCAGCAAACUUAUCAUUUGAUGUGUGAUAUUAUUACAUUAAAUUGUAAUAUUA
This is a messenger RNA of Ostrea edulis (European flat oyster), 3490 nucleotides long. RefSeq names its product kelch-like protein 10. The record is from RefSeq and is a predicted model, not a curated record. Bases 380 to 2068 code for a protein of 562 amino acids. The transcript has 3 exons. Gene Ontology annotation, molecular function: protein binding. NCBI's taxonomy places the organism in Eukaryota, Metazoa, Mollusca, Bivalvia, Ostreida, Ostreidae.